AUGAGGCUGCUGCUGCUCCCCACUGUGGGCUUCAUCCUUAUCUACUCUCUGUUGCCCCACAAAGAAAUGCGCUUCAUCAUAUACACUUUCCCCGUGCUCAGUUUGGUGGCUGCUAGAGGCUGUUCGUUUGUGUAAGUUGAAACCACUGCUUGCAUUCAAAGUACUUCGCAUUGUCUUUUUACCUCAAACCAGUUAAUCCUAUUUGCUCAAAAGCUAAAUAUGAACAUUUGUAAAAUGAGCAUGCUUUGAAAAAAACGGCAUGUUUCUUCUUUUAUCUUUUAGUUUGUGCAACUACCAGAAAUCCUGGAUGUAUAAACUGGGCUCUGCAGUUGUGGUUGGCCAGCUGUUGACUAAUACAGCAUACACAAGUGUUUGUCUCUAUGUUUCCCAUCACAACUAUCCGGGGGGCAGAGGAAUGCAAGAACUUCACAGGCUGUUGCCAGUCACAGCAGGUUGGACUUUAUAUCAGCAUUUUUACCCCACAAACAAUGUGUUAAACAUGAUCCUACCUCUUUUUAUGACAGGCCAACAAUUGAGAAUAUAUUCAAAAUUUGCAACUUAAAUAUGGAGAACGUUUAUUAAAUGUGUAAUAUCUGAAUACUUCAAUUUCCUUUUCAUUUUAUCCCCAAAUUCUGUUAGAACCAAUGUAAACUCAAUUGUUUACCCAUCGACUGAAAGUGUUUGAUGUAGUUCCCCUAUACUAAUAAAAAGAACUGUCUGCAAAUACAAUUAAUAAAUUAACUCAUACUAAAUUGGUUAAAAACUGCUGACAUGGUUUUACAAUGCUUUUGUUCCCUUAGAUGUAUUUGUUCAUAUUGACACCUAUGCAGCUGAAACCGGAGUAUCUCGCUUCUUGGAGCAGAACGCAAAUUGGAAGUAAGUCAUCUUAAACUGUUUAAGGUAAAACCUCUGUGAGCAAAAAACGAUCACUUUACUACGUCUUUCUUUCUUUAACAGGUAUGACAAACGAGAGGAUCUGAGUGUUACAAGUCCAGAGUUUAAAAUGUACUCACACCUGCUGAUGGAGUCGAACACCACAAAGAUACAACUCCUCAAGAGCACUCAUCAGCCUCUGGCCUUCAUAGAAGGUUACAGCAGGAUCACCUUUAAUUUAAACCACUUCCCUCCCAUCAGAGUGCAGUUAGAGAGAAAAACUGUGCUGAUGGAGAAAAAGACAUCAUCUACGCAAAUAAAAGAGUGA
This is a messenger RNA of Xyrichtys novacula (pearly razorfish), 1201 nucleotides long. The record is from the annotation of a GenBank genome assembly. Lineage: Eukaryota; Metazoa; Chordata; Actinopteri; Labriformes; Labridae.